AUGUCAGCUCUACGCAUUGGGAGACCACUUGGGAGCCCACUUGGGAGCCCACCGCCCUACAGCGCUGCUCCUGACAUGCCGACCACGUCGACGAGUAUGCCCAAGACGACUGUUGAACAAGACGUUGUUGUUCUUGAGGAUGGCUAUAUUGCCAUUCAAACUACGAUCAAGACAAGGCACACGACCAUCACCACCGGCCUCAUCGUAGGACGUUACCAUUUGAUCGUCUCCAUCACCACUGAGUCGACUGCCAUCAUGUUGACCGUGCCACCUAUCGAACAUAACCUUGAUUGUCCAGAGGACAAGCGCGUCUACAGCACAAUGUAUGUCGACCACGAUAUCCAGCCAUUCUUCCAGCAAGCUACCUGGUGA
This is a messenger RNA of Exophiala mesophila, 372 nucleotides long. RefSeq lists its product as uncharacterized. Lineage: Eukaryota; Fungi; Ascomycota; Eurotiomycetes; Chaetothyriales; Herpotrichiellaceae. The transcript has a single exon. The record is from RefSeq and is a predicted model, not a curated record. The coding region runs from base 1 to 372 and encodes 123 amino acids.